Messenger RNA from Monascus purpureus, 1695 nucleotides. The record is from the annotation of a GenBank genome assembly. Lineage: Eukaryota; Fungi; Ascomycota; Eurotiomycetes; Eurotiales; Aspergillaceae.
CAUACUCUUACUGCCCUCUUGUCUGACCUGUUUCAUCCUUGCGUGUUCUCGUUCCUACCGAGGUCUGCUCAACUUGGUUUCUAGGUCUUUGCCCUUCGCGAGGUAGUCGUUGGUCGCAUUUUAAUCUCGUAUUCCCAAGGGCAGUGCACAAUCCGCAACAUGGUGGGCGUCUCUCAUAAUGAGACAUCUCAGGAGACUGGGAGGAACACUUCUAUACAAUCAGAGAAUGAGAGCAUAAACCCUGCGUCAAUUAGCCGAUAUAUUAUCACGCGGCUGCCGACGUUGGUGCCGCCAAUGAAUCCAGCGCCUAAUCCUAUCAAGAUGCUCGCUCUUCUCAACAGGCAGCAAUGGUUAUUCUUUUUGGUCGCUUUCUGUGGCUGGACUUGGGACGCGUUCGAUUUCUUCACCGUCUCCUUAACGACCACCGAGCUAGCCAAAACCUUCGACAAGUCUGUGACGGAUAUUACAUGGGGCAUCACUCUCGUGCUCAUGCUACGAUCAGUUGGUUCUGUUCUCUUUGGUAUUGCUGCUGAUCGUUGGGGCCGUAAAUGGCCGUUUAUCGUCAAUAAUAUCCUGUUUAUCGUUCUGGAGCUGGGAACAGGAUUCUGCAACACUUACAAACAAUUCCUGGCCUGUCGAGCUCUCUUUGGCAUUGCCAUGGGCGGUCUAUACGGAAAUGCUGCUGCAACAGCAUUGGAGGACUGCCCCUUCGAAGCUCGCGGGUUCGUCUCAGGGCUCUUGCAACAGGGCUACGCUUUCGGAUAUUUGCUGGCAACGGCCUUCUCUCGUGCUCUUGUCGAUACCACCUCACAUGGCUGGAGGCCAUUGUACUGGUUUGGUGCCUGCCCUCCUGUACUUAUUAUUCUUUUCCGUCUCUGUCUCCCUGAAACAAAAGCGUUCAGAGAGCGUCAGGCAACUCGACAAGAGGUCCGAGACAACAUAACCGCUACCUUCCUUACUGAGGGCAAAGUGGCUUUAAGGCGGCAUUGGCUUAUUCUGAUCUACUUGGUGCUGCUCAUGAGUGGAUUUAACUUUAUGUCUCACGGUUCCCAAGAUCUUUACCCUACUAUGCUGAAGAACCAAUUCAAUUUCUCUGCCGACGCCGUAACUGUGACCCAGGUGCUUGCCAACCUUGGAGCAAUGCUGGGCGGCACAUUAUGUGGCUGGGCCAGCCAGAUUUUCGGCCGCCGAUUCUCUAUUAUUUUCAUGAGCAUUGUGGGUGGAGCUCUUCUCUAUCCAUACUCUUUCGUGACAUCCAAGGCUGUCAUGGCAGCGGCCUUCUUCGAGCAGUUCUGCGUACAAGGUGCGUGGGGCGUCAUCCCCAUCCACCUGAUGGAGCUCUCACCGGGCUCGAUCCGUACUUUCGUCGUCGGCACAGCCUAUCAGCUUGGCAAUCUUGCCUCAUCCGCGAGUUCAACCAUCGAGUCGAGAAUAGGGGAGCGCUUCCCUCUUCCGGACACUAAGAUCACCGAUCGCUACAAUUACGGCAAGGUUAUCUGCAUAUUCAUGGGAUGUGUAUUCGGAUAUACGAUUCUGAUAACACUCAUCGGGCCCGAGAAGCUAGGUCAGGAAUUCGAUAUCGAGCAUGACUCGGACAUGCUGGAGGUUGCCGGUCACCAGAGCCUCGAUGAACCACGGGAAAGUGACAUUGAAAAGGGCAUUACUUCGCAGCAGGCUGAAAACAUUGCAUCAUGA